Molecule: messenger RNA, 823 nt
Organism: Bombyx mori (domestic silkworm)
Lineage: Eukaryota; Metazoa; Arthropoda; Insecta; Lepidoptera; Bombycidae
Gene: ATPsynB
Product: ATP synthase
Biological process (GO): proton motive force-driven ATP synthesis
Molecular function (GO): proton-transporting ATP synthase activity, rotational mechanism
Source: RefSeq, marked provisional
GUGCGAUCUUCGCAUUUUGGAAAUAACUUAUAAAAUAUACGAUAAAUAAUGUUGUCGCGCGUGGCUUUGCGUUCAGGUGCGAGCAAACAGACCGCGUGCACAGCACUAGUCGCACGGGGCUCCGCCUCCGAUGUAGCAACACACGACCAGAAAACCUUUGCUCGCCCUGUAAGGGGUGAGCCAGGCAAAGUUAGACUUGGCUUUAUUCCUGAAGAAUGGUUCCAAUUCUUCCACUCGAAAACUGGUGUGACGGGUCCUUACACUUUUGGUGUGGGUCUGGCAACAUACCUGUGCAGCAAGGAAAUCUAUGUAAUGGAGCACGAAUAUUACUCCGGACUGUCACUGCUGGUCAUGGUGUAUGUGGCUCACGUGAAAUUCGGACCAAAAUUGGCUGCUUGGUUGGACAAGGAAGUUGAAGCGACCGAGAACGAAUGGAACGAAGGUCGGAACCAAACCGUGAAAGCACUGGAGGACGCAAUCGAGGGAGAGAAGACGGAGCAGUGGCGCGCGCAGGGACAGGAGCUCCUCAUCCAGGCCAAGAAGGAGAACGUGCUCCUGCAGCUCGAGGCCGCCUACAGGGAGAGGCUCAUGUACGCCUACUCCGAGGUGAAGCGGCGUCUGGACUACCAGCUCGAGAAGUCGAACGUGGAGCGCCGUCUCGCCCAGAAGCACAUGGUCGACUGGAUAGUGAGCAACGUGACCAAGGCGAUCACUCCGGACCAGGAGAAGCAGGCCCUGGACCGCUGCAUCGCGGACCUGGCUUCGCUGGCCAGGAAGUGAACGGAAGCGAACGUUAUUUAUGUAUAGAAGUGUAAUUAAAAUC